Salvelinus sp. IW2-2015 is the source of this 3419-nucleotide messenger RNA. Its product is annotated as E3 ubiquitin-protein ligase Topors. Gene Ontology annotation, biological process: protein polyubiquitination; protein monoubiquitination. NCBI's taxonomy places the organism in Eukaryota, Metazoa, Chordata, Actinopteri, Salmoniformes, Salmonidae. Gene Ontology annotation, molecular function: ubiquitin protein ligase activity. The record is from RefSeq and is a predicted model, not a curated record.
AAUCCUUUGCGUUUACAUUUUUUUUUAGCAUUACAUCACGGUAUGAAACAGGAGGCCAACUCCGAAGAGUGGUAAAAAACAAAAAUAAUUUACUUCUCUUUAGUACACAUGGAAAUAAUGAAAUAUGAAAAGAUUAUAUGAGAGGUCUUGAGUGUUGUCGCCGACAGGAUUCCUAGACAUUUGCCUCGGAUCCCCGGCUUUUUUUGGGGGACUAUCACUAUGGCAGCAGCAAAGAUGACCUUACGGCUACGCAAGAAGAGUGCCCCGGACAAGACCUCUGAUGUUUUGUCUGCCGAGGCGUCUCCAGACUCUAAGUGCCCCAUCUGUCUGGACCGAUUCAACAACAUGGCUUACCUCGAUCUCUGCUUGCACAAGUUCUGCUUCCGCUGCAUCCACGAGUGGUCCAAGAACAAAGCCGAGUGCCCGCUAUGCAAGCAGCCAUUCAACUCUAUCUAUCACAGUAUACAAUCAGAGAAGGACUUCAAGAAGUAUGACCUGCGGCCCACAGAGAACGGUUCCUUUGGGAGUUUCGCAGGGGAACGGUUCCGCUAUCGCACCACGCUGACGGGGGCGCGUCGGCAGGACCAGAGAAGAACAUCCCCUCCCCCCGACAAUGGGGUCAUGUUCGAGGCCCUAACGGGGGCUUCCCCCCCUCCUCGGCAGGACCGAGGCCUCCGUCGCAUGAUGGCGCGCCUGGCGGCCAGGAGGCGGGCAGAGAGCGAGGGCCGGACUGUGCGCAGCCUCCGUGAGCAGGAGAUGAUCAAGUUCAGACGGGCGCUCUACCGGCGAGGGGUGCGAGUGCGGAGCGUGCGGGACGGCGGUCGUUCCCGGGACAUCUCGGCGGAGUUCUUCCAGAGGAACCCAGCCUGCCUYCACCGCCUGUUGCCCUGGCUGAAGAGAGAGCUGGUGGUGCUGUACGGCGCUCACGGCUCCCUGGUCAACAUCGUGCAGCACAUUAUCAUGUCCCGCAUCACCCGCUAUGACAUGGAGGACCAMGCCAUCCAGGAGGAGCUGCAGCCCUUCCUCCAGGCCCGCACCGAUCACUUCCUGCAUGAGUUUGUCAACUUCGCCCGAGCACCCUUCAACAUGGAGGCCUACGACCAGCAUGCCGUCUACGACUGCCCUGCGCCGUCCUCGGACGAGGGCAGCAGCUCCAACUCCUCGGUGAUUGCCAUCUCUGAGGAUGAGGAGGAGGGCGAUUCUGUGGAGCUGGACCCCCCGGGGGACCCCAUGUCCGGGGGCGCCCUGAGCCAGUCAACAUGGGACGACGAGACACCCGGACCUUCGUACUCCACAACAGAACCCACCAGGGCCCUGCUGCUAUCAAUCAGAGACUCGGACUCAGAAAGCAGUGUGGGGGAGGAGUGCGGAGCAGUGUCACAGCCAAAGGCCCCUCMCCUGACUGCGGACUCUGCUUGGGUGAAAACRGACAAGGACGGACCGGRGUGUACCUCCUCUGGCGAUGACGAUUGCAUCAUCGUGGGCUUUGUAAAACCCCUUGCUGAAAGGACUCCGGAGCUGGUCAAGCUGUCCUCUGACUCAGAGGAGUCUGUUCUGGAGGAGAUCAAAGACGAAGUGCCCAGGCUGCCUCAACACAUCCGCUUCACCAGRCUUAGCCCCGCCUCCUCUCAAGGCCAAUGUCCUGGGAAGGCAGAGGGGGUGGAAAGGAAGCAAGAUGUAUCGUGCUCCAAGGAGAGACGUAACACCUCACCCUCAAUUAGACGUGAGACAUCAUCCAGUAUGUCAGCAAGCAAAAACAGAGGACAAACUGAAAAAGACGMCAGGAGAUGUCACAGUCGAGAUAGAUCUAGAGAGAGGCCACGGUCGAGAAGCAGAGACCGGAGGAGGAGGUCCAGGAGCGCCGACCGCAGCCGCUCGACCAAGAGCCCGGCCAUCUCCAUCAACAGCGACAGCACUCUGUCCAGAGGCAGGAGGCAGUCACGCUCCCAAAGCCGCGACCGCUCCCACACUAAAUGGGAGAAGAAGAGGGACAAUAAAGAUGGCAGCCGAUCAGGCCGCAGCCACGACUCAUCGUCGCACUCCUAUCACUGGCACUACUACAGCCGGGAGAGUGAGAGGGACAGCAGUGCCACGCUCUACACAGAGAGGAGGUCCUACUACUCCAGCUCACACAGGAACAUCGAUUGCAGGUCCCCAUCCCCGAGCCAGAGUCCGGAUUCCCACCGGCGGGAUAAGAGGCGCUCCAGAAGUCGUUCCAGCACCUGUUCGCCGUCCGGCGCUCACAGGAAGUCUCGUCACGAGAAGCCCAGCGGGAAGAGAAAGUACAAAUCGAGACACCUGGAGGAACCUGCCCCCAAAGACCAGUCCUCCAAAGCCCUCGACGAGCCUCCCUCCUCCACCACCUCGUUCUAUGUGAAAGACAAGAAGAAGAGCAAAGAGAAGCGUCACAGGAAGUCCAAGGAGAAGUCGGGGGGGAAGAGGAGCAGGAGCCUCAGCGUGGAGAUCAUCUAUGAGGGCAGCUCCUCGGAGCAAACCAGGAAGCACCAGAAGAAGAAGAAGAAGCACAAGAAGAAGGGCAAGAGGCACAGGAGCAAAGAGCGCACAGGGUCCAGGAAACACUCGCCCACUGUCAUCACCAUAGACAGCGACAGUGACCAACAUACUGCCGCAGGCGCUAACGAUGCUAACCACACCUGCCCGGUAAGCAGCAGCACUAGCAACAGCGUGCUAGCGCCUAGCACAACCACCACCACAGGCAACCCUGCAGACUCUGGCCUGCUGGAGUCCAUGUUACAAGACUGGGAACAGCAGAUUCCACCUGUGGGUCUGGACAGUGGAGUGUUGGAGGCGGAGCCUCCUCUAAAUGCUGCUGCUGCUACUGACACACCCACACCUAGUGUGGGGGUUCUGUCCCAAUCUGCCUCUGCGGAUGAGGCGAACUCUCAUAGUCCUUCAAAUGACAACACAAGUCAUUUUUUGGAAGAAUCAUAAUGCUGGCCCCGGUAUGUAGGAAGACAUUUAAUUUACCUUUAAAAGUUAAUUUUACACAUCACUAUGRAGGAUAUUUGAUAUGUACUGUUCUGCCAAAAGGUGCUCUUUCAUUUGGGAUGUGCCACUUUGCUGUAUGAGGUAUACAAAAAAAAAGGGGGUCAAAGAUUGGGUUUUAUUUGUCUUAUUUACAGUGACUGUCUGUAAGGCCUACAUUUAAAAAGUAUUUGUAUAAAAUACUUCAACUCAUUUCUUAUCAGUCAUUCAUUUCUAUGCAUCAAUCUCAGGGAUAACAUGGGCUAUAAAGCUGAUGUAGCUUGUACUGUUGUGUUGAAACCAAACCUUUUCUACCAGCUGCUCAUGUAGUCUGAUGGAAAACUGCUCUUWAUACUAGCCAAUAAAUCAAUAUGGGAAAACUGUUGUAACUGUGGAGUUGUAAAUAGUAAUAAAUGUUUCUAAACUGAAAUCAA